This is a messenger RNA of Hippocampus comes (tiger tail seahorse), 1835 nucleotides long. It is a transcript of the gene birc7, whose product is annotated as baculoviral IAP repeat containing 7. Gene Ontology annotation, biological process: regulation of cell cycle; negative regulation of apoptotic process; positive regulation of protein ubiquitination. Gene Ontology annotation, molecular function: cysteine-type endopeptidase inhibitor activity involved in apoptotic process; ubiquitin protein ligase activity. Gene Ontology annotation, cellular component: nucleus; cytoplasm. The transcript is spliced from 7 exons. Bases 154 to 1407 code for a protein of 417 amino acids. The record is from RefSeq and is a predicted model, not a curated record. Lineage: Eukaryota; Metazoa; Chordata; Actinopteri; Syngnathiformes; Syngnathidae.
UGAGAAAACAUUCCAGCUUUGUUUGUUUGUUUUUUUUGUCUUCCAGAAUGCAGGUUCCCAUAGGCAAGCAUGCAGCCCCCCACAGAACAUCAUAUUUCAACUGCUGUGUUUCACUUGCUUUGAAUUUACACUCCACUAUGGACCGCAGAAGGGAUGUGGGGCACAGCACAAACACGGACAGGAAUCCCCUUCCGCUCCACGAUGACAGAUGACACAAGCACGAUGCUGUACAUCCUCGAAGAGCCUCAGAUGCGGCGAGAAGGCGAGAGGCUUCGAACAUUUCGCAGCUGGCCGCCAGAUGCUCCCGUUACCUGUGGGGACCUGGCCAAGGCGGGAUUCUUCUUUUUAGGACCAGGAGAUAAAGUCCAGUGUUUCUGCUGCGGCGGCAUCCUAAGAUGUUGGGUGCAAGGAGACAGCCCGGCCGCCGAACACAAGCGGCAUUUCCCCACUUGCAGCUUCAUUCUGGGCCGCGCCGUGGGAAACAUUCCGCUGUUGAACGGAUUGCCCGACUCUGUGGACGGCCAGCUGCUGAGCCAACUUCAAAGGAUGACGAUGGACGACCAGGGCGCGACGGGGCAAGCGGUCUACCCCGAGAUGGAGGCAGAGGAUUCCCGGCUCACGACUUUCCACAACUGGCCCACGGAGGCCACAGUCCAGCCAGAUGUUCUCGCCAGAGCUGGAUUUUUCUACACAGGUCAUGGCGACAACGUCAAGUGCUUCUACUGUGACGGGGGGCUAAGGAACUGGGAGCCAGGAGACGACCCCUGGCAGGAACACGCUAAGUGGUUUCCACGUUGUGAAUUUUUAAUCCAGUCAAGAGGACAGGAAUAUAUUAGCAACAUCCAGGAUGCUCAUUUCCACCUGGGCGACACUGUGGGUGGCUCACAGACAUCCACAGGCGGAGAAAUUGGCUCCAGAAAUGAUGUGGUCAGCGGUUUGGCCGCGUCGUCAAUCAUGCUCUCGCCGGUGGUGCAGACGGUGCUCCAGAUGGGCUUUGAAGCCAGCCUGGUGGAGAGUCUGGUCCAGACCAAGUACCUUUUGACAGGCCAACACUACUCACAUGUGUCGAGCCUAGUCAGUGAUGUGCUGCAAGCAGAGGAGGAGGACCGACAGAGAAGGCCGCAGAGCACAGAGCCUGACAGAAGGCAAAGACCUGAUGCUGGGGACGUGAGGACGCUAUCACCACUGAGAGACAAAGUCUCUACAGGAAGGGAGCCCAGUCCCGAAGAGCUCCUGAGGCAGUUGCAGGAGGAGCGGACAUGCAAGGUGUGCAUGGACAAGCUAGUGUCCAUCGUGUUCAUCCCGUGCGGUCACCUGGUGGUGUGCGGUGACUGCGCGGCCAGUCUGCGGCACUGCCCCAUCUGCAGAGCCAUCAUCAGGGGCAGCGUCCGGACCUUUAUGUCCUGAGACGACGCUGUCCAAUUUUCCGCUCGUAGGUUGCCAUUAUUGUCAGCAGUAACUAAAUGAACUGAAAUCUACAAUAAACAUUUGAAGCUGCUGAGAAUUGCAGAUUGAUUUGAACAUUGGCUUGACAGAUUUAUCACUUCAACUGUAACUCCAGACAGAUAAACAUUUGUAGUAAUACAGUAUAUUCUGCUUGGCCCCGCCAGUCAAUAAACAUGGUACAGUAUUCUGAUAAAUAUCAAUAUCCAUUUUAAGGGGCUGCAGCUUAGUCCUAUACCGUCCCCUGCUGGCAACUGAAAUUGAUGUCAACAUGCCCACAGGGUGGCAUUGUGAACGUCACGGGUCACCUGUUUUCUGGGUUUGGUCAUGUGAAGUUUGAAAAGCGAGGCCGAGGGCAAUUUCAGUCAACAGAAUAGGUACAGGACAAAAUG